This is a messenger RNA of Recurvomyces mirabilis, 543 nucleotides long. RefSeq lists its product as uncharacterized. The record is from RefSeq and is a predicted model, not a curated record. Lineage: Eukaryota; Fungi; Ascomycota; Dothideomycetes; Mycosphaerellales; Teratosphaeriaceae. The transcript has 4 exons. The coding region runs from base 1 to 543 and encodes 180 amino acids.
AUGACAACAACAUCAGAGCUCGACCAGGAUAUUUGGCGGUCUCGAAAGAUCGUAAAAGUGCACGAGGUCUGGACCGUCGAAGGACGGCCGAGGACUGAGUACAAGCUAUUACGUAUGGAACAGCCGUCCAACAUACCUGGCAAGACUUUCAUUGCUGUGUUGAUCACCAUUCCUCCCAAGGCAGCCACUCCACCUCAUACGCACAACGGCGCUGCCAUCUAUGCUCAAGUGAUCAAAGGCAAAGUCAUCAGCCAGAUGAUUCAUCAGCAUACUGUCACGAGGCCAGAUGGCAGCGUCGAGACUGAAGACCCCGAUAGUGGCGUUGGAGUGUAUGAACAGGGCCAUAUGUGGUAUGAGGCACCAGGCUGUCGCCACGUUCGGGCGGAGAACGCCAGUGAUGUAGAAGAAGCGGCAUUCUACGCCAACUUCAUAAUCGAUUCCGAGAAGCUGGCCGGAGUCGAAGAGACAGACAUCGGAUCUGUUUUGACGAUACUGGACGUUGAUGAAAGGUCGCCAUACUACGGAAGUACUCAAAUAUCCUGA